Messenger RNA from Ostertagia ostertagi, 450 nucleotides. NCBI's taxonomy places the organism in Eukaryota, Metazoa, Nematoda, Chromadorea, Rhabditida, Trichostrongylidae. The record is from the annotation of a GenBank genome assembly.
AUGCCGUCAGCAACUGCAACUCUCACAUGCGAUCUCGGGCUUGCUGCAUCCGGUGUUUCUACACUGACCUGUACUGAAGAGGGCUGGUCACCAAGUGUUGGAUUCGGAGAGUGUCGAACGGGGCAGUCGGGACUCAAUUGUCAGGCUGUCAAUGUGCAAGGUGGUACCGUAAUGUACAUCCAAGCCAAUAAUGCAGUUCCUUAUUCGGCUGGGACUUCCGUAUUCCUGAUGUGCAACAUCAGCUACACACCUCAGGGAUCGAUGUCGGCAAUGUGUCAGAACGGUUCAUGGACACCUCCGUUGGGUAGCUGCUUGGCUUCUUCGCAAAAUGGCUCGAACAACUUGAUCACGGGACAACAGUCAGGUAUGAAUUCUGGCAAUGCUGGAAACACCUGCAUAGCCAUAGCUGCACCAUUGAAUGGCUACGUCAACUAUAGUCAAAACGCUAGU